AGCUCACAGUUCCUCUGCACUGCCCAUAUGACAGCUCUGUUUAUCUGGGUGUUGUUGGCUGCUCUGUGCCUUGAAUGCAGAGGCCAAAAAGACAACGUGAUGCAACCACAAGGAGAUGUGACGGGAGCUGAAGGAGAGGCAGUAACUCUGGGCUGUCGAUACAACAGCAGUUCUACCACUAAUUCUCUGUACUGGUACAAACAGGAAGGAAACAGUCGACCCACAUUCAUCCUGAACCGACUCACACUGGACCAAGGAACCACAGCAGAGACGUUCAAGGAAAGAUUCACAUCCACACUGGAUCAAACAUCAAGAUCAGCUCCUCUGAAGAUCCAGAAGCUUCAUGUGUCAGACUCUGCUGUGUACUACUGUGCUGUGAGGCCCACAGUGACAGGAAACAUGCUGGUUCUCCUUCUCCUGCUCAUUCUCCUCAACUCCACUGUGACCAUUGAAACCAUCGACCACCAUAUCCUCCUCAACCGCCUCCACACUGAUCCUGGUCUCUGUCACACCACUAUGGACUGGUUCACCUCCUGUCUCUAUCGUGUCAUCAGCCGUCAUGGCGUCUGCUUUCAUUGUUACGCUGAUGACACACAACUGAACCUAAGAGCUCACCUCAACCCCUCCUCUACCUCACCAUCUUCAUCAUCAUCAUCAUCAUCAUCAUCAUCAUCACCCCUUCCUCCACUCACCACCCUCACUACCUCUUGUUCAAUCUACAAACCAGGAACAUUCCCUUUAUUCAACAUGCUGGACCUGGAUUACUGGAUGGUUUAUCUCCAUCUACUCGUUGUUCUCACAGGUGUCGACUGUGAAGGUCUGAGUCCAGUCAAGAAUGAAGAGUCCAGUUUAGAAGGAAACUCUGUUACUCUCACAUAUAAAUACUCUCAACAAAUGUCGAGUGUUAAUUAUUUCUUCUGGUAUCGACAAUAUCCAGGAAAACCACCAGAGCUCCUCAUCUCACACUUACCCUCAGGAUCAAAAGGAAUUGAAAAUGUUUCUGGACUGAAGAUUAAUGUGGAGAAAAACCUCAUCUCUAUGAGCAUCUCCUCUGCUGCAGUGUCAGACUCUGCUGUGUACUACUGUGCUCUG
Messenger RNA from Sphaeramia orbicularis (orbiculate cardinalfish), 1092 nucleotides. RefSeq lists its product as uncharacterized. The annotation marks the transcript as partial. Lineage: Eukaryota; Metazoa; Chordata; Actinopteri; Kurtiformes; Apogonidae. The record is from RefSeq and is a predicted model, not a curated record. The transcript is spliced from 6 exons.